UCUGUGUUUUUCUGGCAACAUUACAGGUAAAAGCUGUCAAAUGAAGCCUCAGACUUAAAUUAUGUCCGAAACUGGAAAAAGUGAAGACAAAUUUCAGUUUUUGCGAACGGGGGAUGAGGUCGUUUUGCAGAGCACCUUCACUUAUCAGGAGGAACAUUUGAAACUGUGCCUUGCUGCUGAAGGAUUUGGCAGCAGACUUUGCAAGCUUGAGCCUGUUUCAAACUGCAAGAAUGUUCCGCCUGAUUUGUCCGUGUGUGGCUUUGUUCUGGCUCGGUGUCUGUCUGUGCGGGCCCUGCAGGAAAUGUUGGCCCAAAGUGAGCAAGCAGCUGCAGAGGUAGGAGAUGGAGGAAGCCAUCGCACUCUCCUUUAUGGCCAGGCAGUGCUGUUCAAACACUCAUACAGCGGCAUGUAUCUGAGCUGCUUGUCGUCAUCUCAAUCUUCAACUGACAAGCUGGCUUUUGACGUUGGUCUGCAGCAGGAUAAAACAGGUGGGGAGGCUUGUUGGUGGACCGUUCAUCCAUCAUCCAGGCAAAGGUCAGAGGGCGAGAAGGUGCGUGUUGGAGACGACCUCAUACUGGUCAGUGUGGCUUCAGAAAGAUAUCUGCACCUAAUCUUUGGAACUGUUUGUGACAACAAAAGCCUGAGCGACAGUUUGAUUGUCAAUGCAGCCUUUCACCAAACUCUGUGGAGUGUUGCUCCCAUCUGUGCAGGAGGUGCAGUGGCUCAAGGUUACCUGAAGGGCGGUGAAACCUUGCGGUUGCUGCACAGCCACAGCGAUGCAUGUCUGACUGUUCCUUACACAGAACAGGGAGAGGAGCUUCAACGGAUAAUUCAAUAUGAGACUGGAUCAGUUUCCACUUAUGCUCGUUCACUCUGGAGGCUGGAAAUACUGCGUGUUGCCUGGAGUGGCAGACAUACAUGCUGGGGCCAGCCGUUCAGACUCUGCCACGUUACUACUGGGAGAUACCUGGGCUUCACAGAAGAGAAAGGCCUUCAUCUGGUUGAUCGAGACAAAGCUAAUAUUAACACAAGCUCCUUCUGCUUCAGGUCAUCAAAGGACAAGCCUCACUCUGGUGCAAGGACUGAUGCUGAUGGGAUGGGGCAUCCAGAGAUCAAGUAUGGGGACUCUGUUUGUUACGUUCAGCAUGUUUAUUCAGGGCUCUGGCUAACUUACCAAGCUGAUGAUGCCAAGUGUCAAAUGGGAGGGACUCAGCGAAAGGCUGUUUUACACAGUGAGGGUCACAUGGAUGAUGGACUGUCGCUGUCUCGAUCUCAGAGAGAAGAAGCUCACACAGCAAGACUGAUCCGGAGUUCCCUUCUUCUGUUCAAUUGGUUUAUAAGGAAACUAGAUGGAUCUCAUCAAGAUGGAAACCUUCCCUCCAUCAGCAUAUCAAUGCCUUUAAUGACAUCCAGUCUCCAGGACCUUAUCAACUACUUCCAAUCUCCAUGUGAUGCACUAAACCAGGAAGACAAACAAAACUACCUAAAUGUGCAAAAGAAACGACAGAACAUGUUUCAAGAGGAGGGUGUGAUGGAUUUGGUCCUUGAAUGUAUUGACAACCUGCACCAAUAUAGUAGUGCUUCCCAUUUUGUUGAGGCUGCUUCUGAAGGUGGCGGAGGGUGGGAAGUCGUCCUUAACUGUUUUUAUGAGCUCUUGGCUGCCAUGAUCCGUGGAAACCGGGUAAACUGUGCACAUUUCUCAGGCUCUAUGGACUGGCUUUUUAGCAGACUGGAUCGACUGGAGGCCUCAUCUGGGGCCCUGGAGGUGUUGCAUUGCAUCCUAGUAGAGAGCCCCGAAGCAUUAAAGGCCAUCAAAAAAGGACACAUAGAGUCCAUCAUCUCAUUUUUAGACAAGCAUGGACGCAUCAAUAAGGUUCUGGAGGUGCUGUGCUCCCUGUGUGUGUGCCAUGGUGUGGCCGUGCGCUCCAAUCAGAACCUCAUCUGUGACAGUCUGCUGCCAGACAGAGAUUUGCUCCUUCAAACCCGGCUGGCAAAUCAGGUCACCAGCAUGAGACCAAACAUCUUCAUAGAUCCAGGAGAGGCCUCCUCUCAGCAUCGGAGAUGGUACUUUGAGUUGGUUGUGGAUCAUGUCAACACCUUUCUCACAUUUGAACCUACACACCUGCGCGUUGGCUGGGCUUGCACUAAAGGCUACCAACCGAGGCCAAGGGGAGGAGAAGGCUUCGGGGGAAAUGGUGUUGGUGAUGACCUCUGUUCAUAUGGCUUUGAUGGACUUCAUCUCUGGUCAGGCUGUGUGGGCCGCAGAGUCAGCUCUCGCUUCCCCCACCUGCUGAGGGAUAAUGAUGUGGUUAGCUGCUGCCUUGACCUCACUGUUCCAUGCAUAUCUUUUCGGGUCAACGGUUUGCCAGUGCAGGGCAUGUUAGAGAACUUCGUUGCUAAUGGACUUCUUUACCCUGUGGUCAGCAUUUCUGCUGGAGUAAGGGCUUGUUUUCUUUUUGGCGGACGGCAUGGAGAGUUUCGCUUUCUGCCCCCACCAGGCUAUGCUUCAUGCUCUGAGGCUUUGCUUCCAAAAGUCAAACUGAAGGUAGAGCCGUGUCAGAAACAUGUUGUGGAAUGUGAAAAGGAAAGAAAAAAGCUCUUUGGCCCCUUGGUGCCAGUCACUCCAGUUACUUUCUCUCCCACACCGGUUGACAUUAGCAAGGUUGUACUCCCUCCACAACUUGAAGACAUCCGACAAAAAUUGGCAGAAAAUAUUCAUGAGCUCUGGGUAAAGGAUAAGAUUGAUCUUGGAUGGACCUAUGGACCAAUGAGAGAUGAAAGUAAAAGGCAUGACCCAUGUCUGGUCGAAUUCUCCAAGCUGCCAGAGCAGGAAAAAAGCCAGAACCUUCAGACAGCUCAGGACACUCUUAGGACUCUCCUUGCCCUUGGCUUCCACAUCGGGUUGACAAAUGACAAAGCUGAAGCACGUGCCAAAUACACAAGACUUCAUACUAAGUAUGAACUUCUCGGUGGCUACCGGCCUGCACCGAUCGACUUCAGCAAAGUUUUUCUCAGCUCGGCAGAUGAGGAAGUGGUUAAUUUGCUGGCAGAAAAUGACCACAAUGUAUGGGCAAGAGAACGAAUCAAGCAGGGUUGGACCUAUGGAGUCCAGCAGGAUGUAAAAGCAAAGCAGAGUCCACAGCUUGUGCCUUACAGCCUUCUGGAUGAAAGAACAAAAAGAACAGUCAGGGAGGGUGUCAGAGAUGCUGUUUGCACCCUGCUGGCAUUUGGCUACAGUUUCGAGCCCCUCAACCAGGAACCGGCCACAUUAUCACAGCCGUGCCACUUCUCCACAGAGAAGUGCAGAGUGUUCAGACCAGAUAAAUCUUAUGCUGUGACCACAGGGAAGUGGUAUUUUGAAUUUGAAGUGGAGACAGACGGGACUAUGAGAGUGGGCUGGGCUCGACCAGACUGCACUCCAGAUAAAGAGCUUGGCUCAGAUGACCAAGCAUUCGUUUUUGAUGGAUUUGAGGCCCUGUGGCACCAUCAGGGUGGUGAGGCCCUAGGAUGGCCAUGGAUCAGAGGAGAUGUGGUUGCUUGCUUGCUGGAUAUGGGUGAAAGAUCCAUGAUGGUCACACUCAAUGGAGAGCUUCUGUUUAAUCAGCGAGGAUCAGAGCUGGCCGCCAAGGAUUUUGAAAUCAAUGAUGGCUUUUUGCCCAUUGUAAGUGUUGGGGUGAAUCAGGUUGGGAAGCUGAACCUGGGGCACCAAGUGGACUCAUUGAAGUACUUUAAGGCCUGUGGUCUACAAGAGGGCUACAAACCCUUUGCUUUCAAUAUGGCGAGAGACCCACCUCUUUGGAUGAGUUGGAAACAGUCCAUGUUUACAUCCAUACAUGAUUCUGAUCAGAACAUACAGGUUAUUAGAGUUGGUGGGUCUACUGAUGGCUUGUCCAGUCUGAGGGUUUCCCGGCGUUUGUUGGCGCACCACAGUGCAGGAAGCAGGAUGGGUUUUUACCGUCUCAGCCUGCCCGUUGAGUGCGCUGCCACCUUAAGAAGUCCAGCAGAAGUUGUGCUUCCAGGGGGGUCUAACUCUUUAAUCACAUCUCAAGGGUGGAAAGAGCAAGAGGACACAGAUUCUGACUUUGAAGUCCUGAUGAAGUCAGCACACAGCUCUGCUGGCUCCAGAGACGAGCUCAAUCAUAAGGAUCAUGGUCAUGACAAAACAUCCAAACUCAAACAGCGGUUCCUGCUGAAGCGGAACAAACCCAGUUUGGCUAGCAGCGGCUCAUCUGCACGCCUCCUCGAGGAUGUUGUAAUUGACAACGACAAUUAUGAUCGACUCAUCCAGAAUUCCAGGUAUUACUACACAGUGAGAGUUCUUCCAGGCCAGGAUCCAUUCAAUGUCUGGGUAGGCUGGGUGACCUCUGACUUUCAUCAUUACGAAACAACGUUUGACACCAACAGUGUCCACACUGUCACUGUAACUUUGGGAGAUGACAGUGGCAAAGUUCAGGAAAGUGUCAAGCGGUCCAGCUGUUACAUGGUGUGUGCUGGAGAGGCAACAGGACUUUCUCAGAGUCGGAGAAGUACUGGUUUGGAAAUUGGUUGUUUGAUUGACUCAUCGACCGGGCUCCUCACUUUUACGUCCAACGGUGUGGAGAUGUCAACUUUUUACCAAGUAGAGGCCCAAACAAAGCUGUUUCCUGCUGUUUUCGUCAAGCCUACCACAAGUAACAUGUUCCAGUUUGAACUAGGAUGCGUCAAGAAUGCAAUGCCUUUGUCAUCGGGUUUGCUUCGCAGUCAAAGGAGAAAUCCUACACCUCAGUGUCCUCCACGGAUUCAUGUUCAGCAUCUGAGGCCUGUUUCGUGGACUAGAGUACCAGAUAAGGCAUUGAAAGUGUUGGUAGAUCAACCAGCUGAGCACCAUGGAUGGAGAAUUCAGGCCUUUGAGCCUCAGCAAUAUAUGGGCCUUCAGAUUCCUGAUGAAGACAGGUGCAUUGACGUUUUGGAACUGUCGGAAUGUAGGGACCUCCAAACCUUUCACCACAACACCAUUCUCCUUUACUGCUCGUUGUGUUCCCAUGGCAACAGCAGAGUUUGCCAUGCACUCUGCAGUCACAUUGACCAGUCGCAAAUUCUUUAUGCAAUUCAGAACCCGUACCUUGCUGGACAACUUCGAGAUGCUUACUAUCAACUACUAAUUCAGAUUUAUCUAAGCAGCCACACCACAGAGCGCCUCAUGAUGAACGAUGAAUACAUUGUUCCAAUGACGGGUCAAAUCAGAGAAAGUCCUUCACACUGUGCUCUUGAUGGAGGGAUUGAUUUUGAAGGAGCGGGAAUUCCCAACAAUGAUCACAGCACAUCCCUUAAACCACAGAUACACUGCUCUUGUCCUUGUUUUGUGAGGGAGAGGGGAAUGAAAGACGAGAGUGCAGUUGUUCUGGGCUGCACAGACAGCCCGGAAAUCCCUCUGGACAUGUUGAAGGAUCUAACUCUGGAAAUGGUGACUGCUGGGGUUUCAGCAGUGGGUCACGAUGUAAGGGAUCCUGCUGGAGGCAAUGCUGAACUACUGCUUGUUCCUCUUUUAAAGUUGUUGUACCACCUCUUGGUUAUUGGUGUGUUUCGGGAUGAGGACCUUGGGAAGAUCCUUUGGCUAAUGGAGCCAAACGAGUUUUCCAUAAUUGCUCAAAGAUCUGAGCGGGAAAAUGAACAAGAAACACAAGGUCGGACCACACAAGUUGAGGACACUAUUAAACAAGGACUUCUGCAGCUGCAGCUUCCAGAGAGUGUCAAGCUUGAGCUCUGCCAUCUCCUGUCCUACAUGUGUGACUGCCAGGUGCGCCAAAGCGUAGAAGCAGUGAUGGCGUUCUCUGAAGGUUUUGUGCACAAGCUGCAGGAGAAUCAGCAAGUUCGUUACAAUCAAAUCAUGCAAGCAUUUAACAUGUCUACAGCCCUCACUGCUCGCAGGACAAGGGAGUUUCGCCUUCCUCCACAGGAGCAGAUAAAUAUGCUGCUGAUGUUCAAAGAUGACGAGCUGCAAGAAAACUGUCCAUGUCCCCUGGAAACCCAGCAUCUGCUGAAAGAUUUCCAUCACCAACUCAAGACACACUGUGCCACUGAAGCAGACACUGCCUCAGAGGAUGAAGAUAGUGCUGAGAUGCCUUUAAAAGUUCGCCUUCUAAGAAUGGUGGAAAGUGCCACUGGACUCAAAAACAAACCCAAAGAAAAGGAACAGUGUAGAUCACAGAGGCCAAAGUCCCUUAAUAAACUGAUUUCCGAGACGAUGAUACGCUGGGCUCAGGAGAGUGAAAUUGAAAAACCUGAACUGGUUAGAACUAUGUUCACUUUGCUACACCGACAGUAUGAGGGCCUCAAGGGCCAAAUGGAGGAGCCACUUUCAAAGGCCUACAUGAUCAGCCAGGCGUCAGUGGGGGACACCGUGGCCCUCUUGUCGUCUCUUUGUGAAAUCCGUUCUUUACUCGGCAUACGGAUGGGUAAAGAAGAGGAGCAGCUGAUGAUCAGAAGUCUAGGAGAAAUUAUGAAUAAUAAGGUUUUUUACCAACACCCAAAUUUAAUGAGAGCACUGGGGAUGCACGAGACUGUUAUGGAGGUAAUGGUCAACGUAAUGGAAGAAGACGAGUCAAAGGAGGUGACUUUUUCCAAGAUGGUGGCCAGCUGCUGUCGAUUCCUGUGUUAUUUUUGCCGCAUAAGUCGUCACAAUCAGGGAGCAAUGUUUGAUCAUCUCAGCUACUUGCUGAAAAACAGCAGCAUUGGAUUGGCUUUGCCCUCCAUGCGUGGCUCCACCCCCCUUGACGUGGCUGCAGCCUCUGUUAUGGAUAAUAAUGAACUGGCCUUAGCUUUGAGGGAACCUGAUCUGGAGAAGGUGGUUCAAUACCUUGCUGGUAGUUGUCUCCAAAGCUGUCCAACUCUAGUGGCAAAAGGCUACACUGACAUUGGAUGGAAUCCUGUGAAAGGAGAACGCUAUCUGGAUUUUCUACGCUUUGCUGUCUUCUGCAACGGUGAGAGUGUGGAGGAGAAUGCCUAUGAGGUGCUGAGGUUGUUGAUUCGCCGCCCAGAGUGUUUUGGCCCCGCGCUCAGAGGUGACGGGGGAAAUGGACUUCUAGCAGCCAUGAAAGAAGCAAUCAUGAUCUCCCAGGAUGUUUCGAUGGAUGGACCUUACCCAUCUCAGGAGUCCCAGAAGAGCCUACAUGCUGUUCAGGACAAGGACGACGACCGGAUCCAAAUGGGUCACGCCAUUAUGACCUUUUACUCUGCCCUCAUUGAUUUGUUGGGUCGUUGUGCUCCAGAGACACAUUUAAUUCAAGAAGGAAAAGGAGAAGCCAUACGAGUCAGAGCUAUUCUCAGAUCACUCAUUCCCAUCCAGGAUAUUGAAGGAGUCGUCAGCAUCCCCCUUCAACUUCCAUCAGUGUCCAAAGACGGCUUGUUGAUGGAGCCUGACCUCUCUAUAGUCUUCUGCCCGUGCCACAAAGCAGCUAUGGUUUUAUUUCUGGAUCGAGUUUACGGUAUUGAGAGUCAAAGCUUGCUUAUUCGCCUUCUGGAAGUUGGCUUUCUACCUGAUAUUCAGGCAGCUGUUUCUCUUGACACUGUGGAACUAGGAUCCACUGACAUGGCUCUGGCCCUCAACAGAUAUUUGUGUGGAAGUGUUCUUCCUCUUCUGACAAAAUUCUCAGCUCUUCUCCAUGAUUUAGAAGAUCACAUACUGCUGGUUGAUUGUCUAAUCCAGGGAGUCUACCGGCUUUCAGGAGCUUUUAGCUUGACCAAGGCUCAGAGAGAAACCGCUCAGGAUUGUUUGCUGGCUUUGUGCAGUAAACUCCAGGCAUCCGUGAUGCAGCCUCUGCUUCGUCGUCUUGUUUUUGAUGCUCUCCAUCUCACAGACCACAGCACAAUGGCUCUGAAGCUGCUGAUCAGUCACUACAUGCAGAGGUCUUCCUACUAUUCCCAGGCUGGCAGGCGCAGCGACCAGAGUUUGGCCUCUGAAGAAGAACUCCACUUGUCUAGAACGUUAUUUUGGGGCGUCUUUAAGGCUUUGGCAAAGAAGAUCCCAAAGCCUUACAACCCUCAGUUAUAUGAGCUGUGUGCGCAGUGCCUUGUUACAGUAGCCAAAGCUUUGCCUCCUGAUCACGUGGAGUCGGUCUGUUUGUCCCAAAUGGAGCGAAAAUCUUUUAUGGACACAGAUGGACAUUUUGAUCCCCAACCUGUAGAGACAUCCAAUAUGUCUGUGCCAGAGAGACUUGAAUUUGUAGUGAACAAGUAUGCAGAGCACACUCAUGAAAAGUGGUCUCUUGAAAAGUUUGCCAAUGGCUGGGUUCAUGGCGAGCAGCUUUGUGAGGACACGAAAGUUCAUCCUCUUCUUAAGCCAUACAGAGCUUUGGUUGAGAAGGAAAAGGAAGCAUAUCGCUGGGCCAUCAAAGAGACGAUAAAGAGUAUGCUGGCCUUUGGUUGGACCAUAGAGAGGACCAAAGAGGGAGAUACAUUUGACAUUCAAGCUUGUACCCGCGGGGUGUCUCAGUCUGGACAGCUGUCUUUUGAAGGAGCAUCAACCUUCAGUCCCAAACCUUUGGACAUGAGCAGUGUCACUUUGUCAUGGGAUCACUGCGCUAUGGCUGAACAGUUGGCUGAAAACUACCACAAUGCCUGGGCUCAGGCUAAGAAACUAGAACUGGACAGUAAAGGAGGGGGCGGUCACCCGAAGCUUGUACCUUAUGACACCUUGACCACUAAAGAGAGGACUAAGUUCAGGGAAAGAGCCCAAGAUAUUUUGAAGUUCUUUCUGCUCAAUGGAUACACUGUGCGGAGGGAUCGGAAAACAGCGGAAACUGAUUUUCCGGCCACAGCCAACUGCUUUGCAUUGACACUCCUGCAACGACUACUGACUCACACAGAUGAAGCCCAGGACACCAUGUUAAAACUUGAAGUUCUUCAAACCAGAGGUCAGAUGUUGAAAGGAGAGAAGACUCCGGACCAGCAACCAGUAAUCUUUUUUCUCAAGGUUGUUAUACCUGUUUUGGAACAAUAUGUGAAAAGCCACCACCUGUAUUUCAUCUCCACCUGUCUUGGCUCGAGUGGCAACAGGAGCAGUGCCACAAAAAAAGAAAAGGAGAUGAUUGCGUGCCUCUUUUGUAAGGUGGCAGUUUUUGUAAGACAAAGGAUCUCACACAUUGGAGAUGAAGCCUCAGCUGUUGCAAGUUGCCUUUGCGUUCUGUCUCAAGCUCUUGAUGCCAGGACUCUGAUGAAGUCGGUCCAAGAGUCAAUCCAGACUUCUUUGCAUUUGUUUUUUGAGGCAGCAGCCGCUGAUUUGGAGAUGACUGUGGAAAAGCUCUCUGAGACAUCUGUCUCCAUUCCUCAGAGUAGGGGCCAGCUGGCUCGAGGAGUGGCCCAAGCUCUACAUUACACUACUUUCAUUCUUCUCCCCACCCUCACUUCACUCUUCCAUCAUCUUGCUAACCAAAACUUUGGAGUGGACUUCUUGGUUGGUGGAAUCCAAGUGUCCUGUUACAGGAUCUUGAACAGCCUCUACUCUUUCAGAACCACAAGCAGCAUCUACAUGGAAGGACCAGUGGCGGGUGCUUGUCUGGCAGCUCUGACUGGAGCCUUUCCUGUGUGCUUCUUGGAGCCUUCUCUAAAUCAGAACAACCCAUUUUCCAUUUACAACACCAUGAGUGCUACUCAGAUAAAAGACCAGGGAUUACCAGAUCAGGUGGAGGAUGUGUGUCCCCUUCUUCCCUCUUUGGAAGAGGCAUUGGAGCAAGUGAAAGAGUUAGCAUGUGCUGGCGCUGCAGCCCAUCAAACCCACUACAUCCAUGUUGCAGAAAUCACGCUGCCAAUGUUGUGCAGCUACAUUUCCCACUGGUGGUGCUGGGAACCUAAAGAACUUCCAGAUAGUCCACUUUUUACCUCUGUCGGCCCUCAACAUGCAAGCGAUUUACUUGGCCAUAUGCUCCGCAUCUUUUACAACCACGUAGGUGCUAGUCAUUGUCAUUGGAUGAAGCAGCUUGCAGUUUUUUCACAGCGAAUCAUAGGAAGUGCCCCCGUUGAGUUGUUAAAGAGUCACUUCCUCCCAUUGAUGGAGAAGCUGAGGAAGAGGGCGGAAGGAAUACUGCGGGAGGAAGAGCAGAUGAAGGCAGAGAGCUCUUGUACCUCAGAGGGAGAGCUGCUCAUGCAGGAGAAGUACACACUGCUGGUUCGAGAUCUCUAUGCCUUCUAUCCUCUCCUCAUCCAGUUUGUGGAUUGUAAUCGAGCCAGAUGGCUGAAAGAGCCGAUCCCUGAGGCUGAGCAGCUGUUCAGCAUGGUGGCAGAGGUCUUUAUAUUCUGGGCCAAAUCUCAUCAUUUUAAAUGGGAGGAGCAGAAUUAUGUUGUCCAAAAUGAAAUCAACAACUUGGCUUCCUUGAUAAAGAAUGACAAAGCGUUAAAGUUUAACCACAGAGAGAAGAGGAUGAAGAGGAAGGGGGAUCGUUAUUCUGCGCACACGUCUCUCAUUGUGACUUCCAUGAAGAAGCUGGUCCCCGUGGGACUCAAGGGUUGUUUUCAAAGCGACCAGAGCCUUAUCACAUUGGCUAAGAAUGGCUUCUCUCAGAAAAAUACUGAAGAUGAGAUUCGUGAUCAACUUCUUAGUGGCCUGUUGCGAAUUCAACGAGAGGCAUCAAUUAGCAUGAAGCAGGAGAGCCUUUAUGCAGAACAGCUAACACAGCACAGUGCUGUCAAUGACGCACAGAAGAUUGUGGACAGAAUUCUAGAAAUAGCUCGCGUCCUUUAUUACCUGGAUCAGGUGGAACACCCGGAAAGGCGUAAAAAACUUACGAGGCAAAAGGUUCUAUCCAGACAAAGGAAACGUGCAGUGGUAGCCAGUUUAAGGAUGACUCCCCUGUACAAUCAACCCAGGCACCGUGCUGUCAAUCUAUUUCUUUUUGGAUACACCAAAUUAUGGAUAUCAACUGGAGACCACAAGUAUGAGGAGAUGCUGAUAGAGGUUUUGGCUAAGGGAGGAGCCACGAAACGGUGCGAAGGUGACAGAGGGAAAAUAAAGGAUAGGGAGGAAGGUGCGAGGCCAAUCGAUUCCCUCCUCCAACUCAUUACACUCUUCAGUCGAAGUGCCCUGAUGGACAGCAGGCAUGGGACUGACAGUCUCUUUAAGGCCUACACUGAUAUCAUGGCAAAGAGCUGCAGAGACGUUGACAAUGAGGAAGAGCGGCACGUAGAAUGCUUUGAAGAGAAGGAGAUGAAGAAACAGAAGCUGCUUUAUCAGCAGGCCAGGUUGCAUUGUCGUGGAGCUUCUGAAAUGGUGCUCCAAUCCAUUAGUGCAAGCAACGGAUCCAUGGGCUCUAUGAUUGCCUCUACUCUGAAACUGGGCAUUGCUCUUCUCAACGGGGGAAAUGCUGCUGUUCAACAGAAAAUGCUGAAAUAUCUGAGGGAGAAGCAGGAUGUUUGCUUCUUCCAAAGCAUGUCUGGACUGAUGAGAUCUUGUAGUGUUUUGGAUCCGAAUGCCUUUGAGAGGCAGAAAAAAGCAGAAGGAUUAGGCUUGACCAUGGCUGAGAGCUCAGGAGGCAAAGUGAUGCCUGACAAAGACUUAACUUGUGACUUAUUCCGUUUCCUACAGCUACUCUGUGAAGGCCAUAACGCAGACUUUCAGGAUUAUUUAAGAACGCAGACUGGAAACAACACUACUGUCAACAUCAUUAUAUCCACUGUGGACUAUUUGCUAAGGGUCCAGGAGUCAAUCAGUGACUUCUACUGGUACUAUUCAGGGAAGGAUGUUGUUGAUGCUGAAGGUCAACUCAACUUCUCCAAGGCCAUUGAAGUGGCAAAGCAGGUCUUCAACACACUUACCGAGUACAUACAGGGUCCAUGCACCGGAAAUCAACAGAGUCUAGCUCACAGCCGUCUUUGGGAUGCUGUAGUGGGGUUUCUUCAUAUCUUUGCUCACCUGCAGAUGAAGCUUUCUCAGGACUCAAGUCAAAAUGAACUUCUGAAAGAGCUCAUGGAUUUACAGAAAGACAUGGUUGUGUUUCUGCUUUCUAUGUUGGAAGGGAAUGUCAUCAAUGGAACUAUUGGAAAGCAGAUGGUAGACAUGUUGGUGGAGUCGUCUGGAAAUGUAGAAAUGAUUCUAAACUUUUUUAACAUGUUUCUUAAACUUAAAGACCUUACAUCUUCUGAGCUUUUUCGAGAAUAUGACCCUGACUGCAAAGGCAACAUUUCUAAAAAAGAUUUCCACAAAGUCAUGGAGUACUGCAACCAUUUUUCCCAAGCCGAGAUUCAUUUCUUGCUCUCCUGCAUGGAGACUAACGAGAGUGAAAUUGUGGAUUAUGCCGACUUUGUUGAUCGAUUCCAUGAGCCUGCAAAAGACAUUGGCUUCAGCAUCACAGUGCUUCUCACUAAUUUGUCUGAACACAUGCCCAAAGAUCCUAGACUGAAGACUUUUUUGGAAAUGGCAGAGUGUGUCUUGACUUACUUCCAGCCCUGUCUUGGACGCAUUGAGAUCCUUGGCAGCGGGAAGCGCUUUGAACGCAUCUACUUCGAGAUCAGCGAUUAUAGUCGCACACAAUGGGAGAAACCCCAGGUUAAAGAGUCUAAAAGGCAGUUCAUUUUUGAUGUGGUAAAUGAAGGAGGAGAGAUGGAGAAAAUGGAGAUGUUUGUCAAUUUCUGUGAGGACACCAUCUUUGAAAUGCAGCUUGCAGCCCAAAUUUCUGGCUCUAACGCCGGAGAGAAAUGUUCUGGAAAAGAAGGGGAGGACACAAAACAUGGAGAUGAUGAAGCCUUGGACAGCAAAAGAAUGUCUCUUGUGGAUCAAUGGUGGCUGUUCCUGUCAUCUGUGCUUUCAGUCAAAAAGACGUUGAUGAAAAUGUCACUGAAGGAUAUCUUUAUUUCAGCUUUUCUGCUCUUUCGAUUGAUUUGCUUGACCCAGAUCCAAUGCAUUAACUUUGUCAUCCGCAGCAUUUUGUACGUACUGUAUGUUGCUUUUGUUAGUGGCGGGCUCAUAGAGAAAGCAAAAAAGAUGAGGAUGUCAGAUUUGCUUGGCGGUAUCCUUGAGCCAACUCUUGAUGAGGUCAUGGAGGGGCCAAGUGGUGUGAAUCGACUUAGGAAGUACUCUGCCAGUUUCUUGUGCCCGACAGAAUUGAGUGAGAUUGGGCAGAUGGCAGCUUUGACCUCUCCAAGAGAGGUGGAUGCACUCUCCGACAUAUUUGGCCUGAAACUUAAAAAAGAGGGAGGCCAAUACCGACUAGUAUCAAAAGACCUCUCUGCGAGUCUGACUGACCUGUUCCAAACAGCCUCCAGAACAACUGUCACCACUGAAAUCUUUGAGCAGCAUCACAGUGUGUUCAGAGAACAAGUGGACACAGACGAAACAGCUAAAGAUGGGAACAUGAUCCAAUUAAAACAUACUGAAAAUGAGAAAUCUGAAAACAUGAAACCAGAGACAAACUUGACAAACAAGGGAUGUUCUAAUAAGUCAAAGGACUCACACGGCCAACAUUUUGCUCUGUGGGAGACGAUCAGCUCACAAAACAAGAGCCUGCUGAGCUUCUUUGCAAGAAACUUUUACACCAUGCGCUUUGUGGCUCUGUUUGUCACCUUUGCAAUAAACUUCAUUCUUCUAUUUUACAAAGUGGCAUCCAUGCCUGCAUCCAAAGGGGAGGAGGUUCGGAUCACAUCUGUUGACAGAGAAGAUCUGGACUCUGUUAUAGAAGAAGACAGCAGGGGUAGAGAUUAUUUUGUGCUGGAAGAGAGCAGCGGAUGGAUGGAGCCUUCUCUUCAUCUGCUUGCUUUUGCACACACAGUCAUCUCCUUCUGUUGUAUCAUUGGAUACUACUACCUCAAGGUUCCUCUGCUGAUCUUUAAGCGUGAAAAGGAAGUGGCACGCAAGUUAGAGUUUGAUGGCCUGUAUGUGACAAAGCAACCUUCCGAGGAAGACAUUAAAGGCCAGUGGGACAGACUGGUCAUUAAUACACCAUCAUUUCCCAGUAAUUACUGGGAUAAAUUUGUGAAAAGAAAGGUGAUGGAUAAGUAUGGUGACCUUUGUGGCUCUGAGAAGAUCAGCGAUCUUUUAGGUCUGGACAAGGCUGCUUUAGACUUCAGCUCUGUUAGAAAAGACAUGAUGAGAGUCAAAAAAGACACCGCCUGGGCUGCUUUAUUCAGGUCUAUUGAUGUGAAGUACCAAAUCUGGAAACUAGGAGUGGUCUUCACUGACAAUUGCUUCUUAUACUUGACCUGGUACAUGCUGGUGUCAUCUCUGGGUCAUUACAACAACUUCUUUUUUGCUGCUCACCUUUUGGACAUUGCAAUGGGCUUCAAGACACUUCGUACCAUCCUUUCUUCUGUUACACACAACGGCAAACAGCUGGUCCUGACUGUGGGUCUGUUGGCAGUCGUGGUGUAUCUUUACACUGUUGUUGCCUUCAACUUCUUCAGGAAGUUUUACAACAAGAGCGAUGACAUAGACACUCAAGAUAUGAAGUGUAAUGACAUGCUUACUUGCUACAUGUUCCACAUGUAUGUGGGAGUCCGUGCAGGGGGUGGGAUCGGUGAUGAAAUUGAGGAUCCUGCUGGAGAUGAGUUCGAGGUGGAACGAAUUAUCUUUGACAUUACUUUUUUCUUCUUUGUGAUUGUCAUCCUGCUGGCCAUCAUCCAGGGCUUAAUAAUUGAUGCCUUUGGAGAGCUUCGAGACCAACAGGAACAGGUGAAGGAGGAUAUGGAGACAAAGUGUUUCAUCUGUGGAAUAGGAAGUGAAUAUUUUGACGCCGUCCCUCAUGGAUUCGAGACUCACACUCUGCAGGAGCACAACUUGGCCAACUAUCUAUUUUUUCUAAUGUAUCUUAUUAACAAGGAUGAAACGGAACACACAGGGCAGGAAUCGUAUGUGUGGAAGAUGUACCAGGAGCGUUGCUGGGAAUUCUUUCCUGUGGGAGACUGUUUCCGUAAGCAAUACGAGGAUCAACUGGGAUGAAGGGAAAUCUGAAAUGUCAAAAGUCCAUGUAAAUUUCUGUUUCGCAGAAGCCACAGUGUUUGUUGUCUUUAAAAUCAGCAAGUCACAUUUAAUUUGCCUACUUACACUGCACCAAUGCUUGGUUUUAGAGUGUUUAUUUUUUUGCUAAAGCACAAGGAUUUACGGCUGAUCACACUUCGUUUACUUUGAAAUGAAAGAAUAAAAUAAACUUCCUUAUACCUAGUGUUUUAUUUUGUUUGUUGGGGGGUGGGGGGUGGGGGGGGGGUGGAUGAAGGGCAGGUGAAAAAAGGCAAAAAACUGUCCUGUUAUAAAUUUUGAAUUUUUAGACUAAUGUGUGUAAUGUGGCCUUAGUUUUCUAUUCAGACUCAGACUCAGUCAACUCUUUGCUUUGAUUGAUUUUUGCUUUCAGAAUAAAAUGAUUUGUUGUUCUAAUCCCAGCUUUCCAAGCCUUUCCUCUGUGUGACAUCCAAAUAAGCAGUCUCCCUCUGGCAUUUGUCCAUCUUUUUCUUAAGGCUUCCUUAUUUCAUUGCUGUGCAUGUCUGUCUUUGUAGGGUUCCUCCUAUUUCUGAGCUCAGUUUUUAGAUCUCUCUCUAUUUUCAUCCUCUUUUCACUCGUCACUCACCUUUUUCCUCCCUCUCUCAUUAUUAGCUGCGGCUCGCCAUCAGCUAUCCUAUUGCUCAGGUCGAACCACCGUCAUGGGAACAGAUCAUUGAGCUCAAUGAAGAGUUUGACGGCUCUCUUUGAUUGCCAUGAAAUGCUUUCAGGAGUUUUCUGGUGCAACCUUUAGACUGAAAAAGCGUGACGGAUUUUGUAAAACGGCAGAAACCCACGCCUUGUUAUCAAUGUGAAAGUUUUAAACAUUCAUUUCUAAAACUGAAGCUCUCUGAAGUGCAAUUUUUUUGAGUCUCCAUUUGAAUAAGAUUGUGAAGAAUGUGCUGUCUAGGCUUUUUAUGGGUAGGCAUUAGUAAAUCAUGUGGCUGCAUAAAUAAAUAUAAACAGAUAAUAUAAAAAGGAAACAAAUUAAUUUAGCAACACACUGGGUUAUUUAAAAAUAAAAAACAUAGAGGACGUAGGGUGUGGAACACUUUGUGAAUUUGAAAUAUUUUGUAUAUAUAUAGCCCAAAAUAAGGGAAAUAAAUGUUAAAUGUCAAAUAACAUGGCAAAAAAUGUAAAAGAAAAAGACUGACUGCCUGAUUAACUACGAUUUUUAACCAGUACAAUAAAAUUUGACGCGAUUAAUCAACAAACAAUCCUCUAACAGACCUAAAUGUGUCCUUAAAUUGUUUUUAUUUUUUAUUUUUUUGGCCUUGUCCCAUUUUAUUCCUGUGACUUUAGACAAAGGACAAUGGUUUAAUGAACAUGUUUGGAAAUCUAACUUUUACAGUAAUAUUUUAUUUUAUUGUUUAGUAAAGUUGAUUGGAGUUGGUCAUUAAAUAGGGAUGCCCAAUUGUUAUGAGGCUAAAAUAUAUUUAAAUUAUUUUAAGUAAUUAUUCCAAACAUCUGUUCUUGCUCCACUUAUUAAAAUGUCCACUCAUUGACUUUGAAACCACAUGCCACAGUUUUUAGCCUCAUGGUAAUUGUUAAAACUUAAACAAGAGCAUCUGAGUAAUAUAAAUAUAUUAGUUGAUGCUUAAAGCUAAUUUGGCUGAGAUAAUCCCAAACAUGUACAUAUUAAGCCUCUUUCAAUCUAUCCCAGGAGUCAUAAAUGCAGAAACUUUGCAUUCAAUUACUGCCUAUAAUGCAUCCUUACAAUACACCUUGUACUGUUUGAGUGAAUCACUUUCCUUUACCUAUGUCUCUAAUAUCCUUAAGAAAAAUUCUAUGAGGAAAAUAAAUGUUAAUGUUUUAUGUGUAAAAUGCAUAAUCCUGAAAGCCUUAAACUCCAACCAGGAAGGAUUUUCUUUCUAAAGCUAAAAACAUGAUUCCAAAAAUGCCUUUUCAUAGAAUUUGUUGCUUCUAUUUCUGAGAAAAAACAAGAGGUUGUAACAAAGACUAGAUAAUGUAAAAGGAAUUUCCUUAAGCAACAACAUCUGAAAUCAACCAUUUCAUUCCACAAAAUUUACAACACACUUAACACGCUCAAAAUUAAGUAACAAAAUUUCAUGUUCUUGAACUCUAUUGUUUCAAGAAAAGAACACAUUUGCUGUAAACAUUAGAUGUUUCAAGUUUGUACCAUUGUCAGAUUCACAGUAAAAAAAUAUUUCUCCAACACUGUUGGAUGCCUUAUAGUUGAUUAGCUACAACAUUAGCAUCUGAACUGAGGUGGAAACAUGGGAAAAUAAGAAAAAAAAAGCUCUUUCAUCAAAAGCCACUUUUAUUUUUCAAAUCAUCUCCUUCUCUUGAGUUCCUACAAAAAAAAAAAAAAAAA
Messenger RNA from Oryzias latipes (Japanese medaka), 17267 nucleotides. The record is from RefSeq and is a predicted model, not a curated record. Lineage: Eukaryota; Metazoa; Chordata; Actinopteri; Beloniformes; Adrianichthyidae.